This is a messenger RNA of Daphnia carinata, 1102 nucleotides long. Its product is annotated as TIMELESS-interacting protein-like. Lineage: Eukaryota; Metazoa; Arthropoda; Branchiopoda; Diplostraca; Daphniidae. Gene Ontology annotation, biological process: DNA replication checkpoint signaling; DNA damage response; replication fork processing. Gene Ontology annotation, molecular function: DNA binding. Gene Ontology annotation, cellular component: replication fork protection complex; nucleus. The record is from RefSeq and is a predicted model, not a curated record. The coding region runs from base 269 to 1066 and encodes 265 amino acids. The transcript is spliced from 4 exons.
GCUUACACAAAAAAGAGUAGGCUAUUCCUCCAUGCCGUUGCAGCUAAAUUAACCGUAAAUAAAAACUGCAGCGAUCAUAAAAUUUUCCCGCCAUUCGGAGAGGUUCAAGCUCGCAUGUUUACAAGAGGCAAGUGGACCAGUACAUGUUGUGCCGGAGCCCAGGUGUCUCGUGAUUACCGCAUCCCGUUGAACCGUUCAACUGUAUUUAUAAUUGGAAUUGGAAUUUUGUGGCUGUACCAUCGACAGGUUUUAUUUUCAUACCGCUACCAUGAGUGAUCUGGAUAGUGGUGACGACAUAUUUGGAGAAACCAAAAACACCUCAAAUUGGGAUAAGGAAAAAGAUCCAAACGGCUUGAACGAGGAAAUAGAUAAAACAGAUGUUUCACAUUCCAAAAGUGAAAAAAAGGACAACUCAACCAAAACAAGGAAACUUGUCAGAAACCCACAGUUAAAGCUUGACACAAGCAGAAUUUGUGGUGAAAGAGGAAUAAAAGCUGUCAUGGCUGAUUUUCGUACAGUAAAGCUGGGAGGAAAAGGAUAUGAAAAAUCCGAUCUUGAAACCAUUCUCUCCAAAAUGGAACAUUGGGCUCAUCGUUUGUUCCCAAAGCUACCCUUUGAUGAUUGUGUGGAGAGUGUAGCAAAACUAGGGAAUACUAAACAUGUACAGGUGUAUAUGAAGAAAUUUCGCAUGGAAGAAUCAGAAAUUGAAGCAAUGGUUGAGGAAAGUGUGAUAAACACAGAUUCACAGUUUGACAAUAUCAUGGAACAGGCAACCAAAGAAUGUAGUACCGUUUUUUCUCAACCUUCCCAGUCAGUCAUGAGGACAACUGUAACUGAAGACCAGCAGUUGAGAAUGGCUGAAAACAAAAGAAGGGCAGAAGAGAGAAGAAAAUCAAAGUUGUUGCAAAACAGCUUGUUGUGUAGUGACCAGUGUCAAAGUGAAAAGUCCCCUUCAGAAGUGUUAACCACAUCAGAACAGCCAAAGGAUAAUCAUAUUACUGAAAUUGCUGAAGAUAGCAGUGAACUCCUGGAUGUUGAUACAUUUCUUGAAAAUUUGCCUCAAUAAUUGUCACUCUUUUAAAAUAAAAAAGGUAACUGCAAA